Messenger RNA from Argiope bruennichi, 765 nucleotides. RefSeq lists its product as uncharacterized. The record is from RefSeq and is a predicted model, not a curated record. Gene Ontology annotation, molecular function: nucleic acid binding; RNA-DNA hybrid ribonuclease activity. Bases 1 to 765 code for a protein of 254 amino acids. Gene Ontology annotation, biological process: DNA replication, removal of RNA primer. Lineage: Eukaryota; Metazoa; Arthropoda; Arachnida; Araneae; Araneidae. The transcript has a single exon.
AUGGUGGUGCUGUAUUUUGGGCGGCUAAUCCACUCCGAGAGGAGACGGAUGAGUGACCAUUGUACGGUCUACCAAGCUGAGCUGAUCGGUCUCAAGCUAGCCCUAGAGUUAUGCCUCACCCUGACCACUACCAGGGUGGUGAACAUCUAUUCAGACUCUAGAUCGUCCCUACAAUCGCUAGCAGACCCAUCUAACACCCACCCACUUGUAGUGGAAGUCAGAAAACUUUGCCGGAAAGCGAAAGCGGAGAGAAGAGUGCACUUGCACUGGGUGAAAGCACACGUCGGUUAUCUCGGAAAUGAGCUGGCCGACGCAGAGGCUAAAGCUGCUUCAGAGUUAGAGAAUGUGGACAUCGAAUAUCUAAUGUCCCACAAAAGCUUAAAAACAGAGCUCAAUGUGCUGAGGGUUCAGGCGUGGCAGGACAGGUGGGAUCUGUCAGAGAAAGGCAGAACGACUUCCCUACUCUUACCCCUGGUGAACACGAGACGCCACUUAUUGGGGGACGUAGUGGAACUGCUAAGUGGGCAUGGCAGAUUUCCGGCUUAUCUUUAUAGGUUCGGAAUUGUAGAUGAUGAUCUCUGCUCGUGCGGAGAGGUCGGGGAUGGCGACCACUACUUGCUGAGAUGUCAGCUCAAAAGAAGUGUUAGGGCACGGCUCCGAUUUGACCCCAAUAAUCGCUCCACAAUUGUAAGCAAAUAUAACUUGUCGAUUCUCUGUCAAAUGGCCCGGCAAGUUAGGACCUUCCUGCCAAGCAUUUCUAGGUAA